Molecule: messenger RNA, 3097 nt
Organism: Labrus mixtus (cuckoo wrasse)
Lineage: Eukaryota; Metazoa; Chordata; Actinopteri; Labriformes; Labridae
Gene: gss
Product: glutathione synthetase
Exons: 13
Coding region: 129-1559 (476 amino acids)
Biological process (GO): glutathione biosynthetic process
Cellular component (GO): cytosol
Molecular function (GO): glutathione binding; ATP binding; glutathione synthase activity
Source: RefSeq, a predicted model, not a curated record
GGUUGCUCGUGAAGAGGAGCACAGCAGAUGUGGAUAUUCACAUUUGAGGCUGGUGUGUUGAUAUUUCAGCGACUUCUUCUUCGCGAAGUAAAACAAGGCUACAGGUGCGACUCAAAAGGUGAAUCAAAAUGGCCCAGGGGAUACAGGAAGAUGUGAUGCUGAAUACAGCCCUGAUAAAAGAGUUGGCGGAUGUGGCGAAAGAUGAGGCACUUCUUCAGGGCGUGCUGAUGAGGAUCAAAGAGACCCCGAACUCCUCAGAGCUGGCGACCUAUGCUCCAUUUACGCUCUUCCCUACACCUGUGCCGAAGGCUGUGUUCCUCCAGGCUCUGGCUGUUCAAACUCACUACAACACACUGGUAGACAAGAUCAGCCAGGAUCCAGACUUUCUGCAGGAAUCUCUAGCUAGCACGGUUGCAGUGGAUGAUUUCACUGCCAGGUUGUUUAGGAUCCACCAGCAAAUUCUAAAAGAAGGACGGUCUCAGACUAUUGUUUUGGGUAUCAAUCGGUCAGACUACAUGCUGGACCAGAGAGAGGAUGGGUCGUCAUCUUUAAAGCAGAUAGAAAUCAACACCUUUGCUGCCAGUUUUGGAGGUCUCUCUUCACAUACGCCAGACGUACACAGACAUAUUCUUAAGAUAGCUGGCAGACUGGAGGAGAGCCAGCGCAUCCUGGACAACAACCCUGCAGCUGGUCUGGCCAGAGCUGUCGCCAAAGCCUGGGAGCUGUACGGAUCAGAAAAAGCGGUCGUCAUGUUCUUGGUGGAAGAAAGCCAAAGAAACAUCUUUGAUCAGCGAUACAUUGAGAGCGAGCUGUGGAAGAGAAACAUUCCCACAAAAAGAAAGCGGUUCGAUGAUGUCUUUAAAACUGGUUCCCUUGAUCAAGACAAGAGGCUGUUUGUUGAAGGUGAAGAGGUUGCGGUGGUGUACUUCAGGAACGGCUACAUGCCUCAGAACUACACAUCUGAACAGGACUGGGAUGCUCGACUUCUGAUGGAGCGCUCCCGGGCUGUGAAGUGUCCAGAUAUCAGCACUCACCUGGCUGGAACCAAGAAGGUCCAGCAGGUCCUCGCCAGACCUGGAGUUCUGGAGAAGUUCUUCCCCGACCAGCCACAAGUAGUGGAGCAGAUCAGAGCAACGUUCGCUGGCCUUUACACUCUCGACUUGGGACCAGAGGGUGACAAAACUGUAGCACUGGCUUUGGCAGCUCCAGACCGAUUCGUGCUGAAACCUCAGCGAGAGGGAGGAGGUAACAACAUCUAUGGAUCAGAGAUCUGUCGGGUCCUGGAGGGAGCGAAGACGAGUACGGAGAGGACGGCCUAUAUUCUGAUGGAUAAGAUCAACCCCACAGCGUCACAGAACUACCUGCUGAGACGGGACGCUCCUUUAAUAAUCAGCAACUGUCUCAGUGAACUGGGAGCGUUCGGAGUAUAUGUCAGGCAAGGUACUGACAUGGUGAUGAACGAGUGUGUGGGUCAUCUGCUGAGGACCAAGAGUUCAGAAUACUCCGACGGAGGAGUAGCAGCAGGAGUGGCUGUGCUGGACAAUCCUCUCCUCGUCUGAGAGGUUUCAACUUCUACCUGUUCGGUUUCGACUGCGAUAAAGAACAUCCCUGUAAUCAAUGUGACCCUCACAAGGCACACUCCUACUUUUGACUGCUACUGUAUGAAAAUGACGCCAAACAGAUUUGUGUUCAACUGACAGUUUAGACCCGGUUGUUUGUUAGAUGAUGCAGUAGAAACUGUAUCUGCAACGUGAGGAGGGGGUGUCCAGAGAGGUUUACGAGGACCAUGUCUGUAAACGGUUUUUGAUAUCAUGAUGUUUCAGUUCAAGUGUAGUCCUGCUCUAAAAUACCGCUCAAGAGAUUAACUGAUAGAAUAAUGAAACACAGUCAGGUUAAACAUUAGUUUAAAAUAAACACAAGAUACUUGUGCCCUAAAGUGAAAUAUAGUCAAUAGUUCACUUUAAGUAAAAAAACAUCAUUGUCACUUUUUUCCUGCAAAAAAAGAAAAAAUGUGUAUGUAGUUUGCAUUGACAGCAGCCUGACAGUGCUGACAGUCCUGACAGCAGCAUUGACUGGCAUCUUGUUCAGGUUGGCUUUUGCUGCCCUCUUGUGGCUAAAUAAUGUCACUACAGCAUGUAACGUUUGGUGGACAGGAACAGUCGAGGCUCACUUUAUUACUGACACUACAGUGUAACACAUGCAGCCUCCACACUGUUUUUGACUUUCUGUGAUAGGACAAUUGGAUUUGACCAGGCUCUUUAUUUGUGUUUUUUCAAGUACGCAGUUAAAUAGUUGCUUCAGUUUCAUCAGCAGUUUUAUGAUGUAAAACUCUUCACAGAAACAGUUAUUAUAGUGGUAUAAACUAGAACGUUUCUUGAAUGUUUUAAAGAAAACGCAAAAAAACAAAUCAAGUGUCCUUAGACAGUUGUUUUUUUCUGUCCACAUAUGAUCAUAUGAUGAUAAAUGAUCAUUGUUGAAUUUUACUUCAUUUGAGGCCAAAAACCUUUUCCAUGUAAAAAUUUGUUUAAAUUUGACUGUUUAAAAAAAUCUAUUUUGAUGCUAAUAAAACAUCUUGAAUAAUCCAUAUAGACAUACGUAGAUGCAGGUUCAGGUGACUCCAGACUUUUGAAACAUCGUGCACAAACAGAUACUGUGACAUUUUGCUGUGAUUUAUUAACACAUGACUUCUUUACCAUAAACCUAUUUUCAAAUCACUCCUGAGAUUUUCAUGAGAAUCUUAUAAUAUAAAAAGAUAAAAAACAUGACAACUUUGAUCUUUUAUUUUUACAGCAUCUCUUACAAGAAAUAAAGUUUAAAGUGUUUUUUUUAAGGUAAAAGAACUGAACAGCUAAUCGCCAUUUUAAGUAGAUUUUUUAGUUUCAUUAGAUAUUUUAGGGUUACAUUAAGGCUUGAAACUAAUUGUUUCACUACAUACACUGAUCCAUUUUCAGGAUUUAUACUUAAUAGAGCUCGAUGUUUAUUUAGAAUCUUAAUAUAUGAUGAAGAUGAAUAAAGAACCAAACGUCACUGGACCAAAAAAAUAUAACUGACCAUGUAAAAUCAGAAUCAGAAAAUAAAGUCUGUCUUUAAAGCUGUG